Molecule: messenger RNA, 303 nt
Organism: Staurois parvus
Lineage: Eukaryota; Metazoa; Chordata; Amphibia; Anura; Ranidae
Source: the annotation of a GenBank genome assembly
AAGCGCCAGCAAAAAUUGCUAGAAGAGCGACUGAGAGAUAUUCACAACAUGGAGGAACUAGGAUCUAGUAACAGCUGUUUUCUAGACCAUUGUUACCUGAUGCACCAUGAUCAGGUCUGCAAUUGCCACCAGGGAAGCCAUGAAAAUGUUGACAAGAUGGAGAACAAUGAGGGUGCAGACUCCUCUCUGGGAAGCGGAGGGACCACAUGUCUUGCUCAGAGCCCUCAGUCAUCUGGGACAUAUGAGAACUGCAAUGGAUUUGGUACAGUCCCUCGUUGCAUUAGCCCAGACACACACACCUCG